AGCCCUUUUAAAGAGCUUCUGUCACAUGAAAGGUUGAGAGUGUUAGUGACAUGGCGCAAGCCGUUCGCAUUUGCUUGGCGCUACUGCCCUUCGCAAGUGCUUCUUGCAUUCUCGGAUCAAGAGAUGAGUGUGGUGGAAAUGGAGUUUGCGUCUCUGACAGCUUUUUCGACAACGACCCCUUUUUCAACCAAUGUGAGUGUGACUUCUGUUGGAGUGGCGCGGGAAGUUGCGAUCAGAACAUUUGCAUCUUCCUCAUGAUCCCCGUGGUCUUUGUUGUUUGCAUUUGCUGUGCCUUCUGCAUCUGCUGUUGUUGCAUCGGCGGCACCAUGCGGACCAUGUGGAAGACCCAACCACAGGCCGUGCCGCCGGUGGUGGUUGGACCCGCCGCAUAUGUGGAUCCGACUCCGCCGUCCAUGGUGGUGGUGGAAGCGAAGGUGGUCGAGCCAGCAGCCCCUGUCGUGGUAGGAGCCACUGCGGUGAACGAAACCAAUGCCGCCUAGAGACACGGAGGGCGUGUGGGGCCAAGCCAAUGCCGCCUAGAGACACGGAGGGUGUGGGGGGGGGGCCAAGGUGGUUUGCCCAUGUUUGCCCUAGAGACACGGAGGGUGGAUAGCCUUUGAGGCCGUUGUAUAGUCAGCAUAGUGGCCUCCAAUACAUAAAAG
Messenger RNA from Durusdinium trenchii, 662 nucleotides. Lineage: Eukaryota; Dinophyceae; Suessiales; Symbiodiniaceae. The record is from the annotation of a GenBank genome assembly.